AUGAUUUGGGAAAUCGACAUACCGCAGACAUCCGCAGACCCGAGCUUUCAGAUACUAACAGAGUGCAAAGUCAAACAGUCCCUUGGACUCGUGGCACGAAGACCAUGGGCAGCUGGCGACUCAGUGCCGCUGAGGACUUCGGAUUCGCUUCCUGUGACAAUUUCGCCAGGCGGCGCUUCAAAGAAGGCCUGGGGACGAAGGUUUCACAUCACAUCAAAUGUGCCUGACCCCACCGGGGAGACGUAUCAGCAGAUCUUUCCUGUUUGGACCAUUGCGGUCACCAAGAACCAGAGACAGUUGGCCACAGCAACCAGUGACAACAGGAUCAAUCUCUGGUGCCUUGUUACACAUCAGCUGCUGGCUCCUCUCAUCGGACAUGCAGACACGAUUUGGCGCUUGGCCUACUCACCUGAUGACUUGCUACUGGCAUCCACGAGUGCUGAUGGCACCGUGCGGUUGUGGGAGAAUCUGUCGGCACGUGGCCGGGUCCUUCUUGGAGAGAGCGUCUUGCAGGCAUGUCUGGAGCAGUCGCGCCUCACAGCAAAAGCUCAAGGAGCACUGUUCGGAGACGUAAACGUCAAUGGUUCGAGCUCCCUGGACAAAGAUGUUGCUGUUUGGAACCUGCAGAUGACUACCAGUGGCCUAGCGGGCAAUGAGCAGACCGAGGAAGAGUUUGUGGCCGCCCAACAGCAAGCUGAGGCAAUGUCCGAGCAGGUUUCGCGGUCUACCAAAGUUGUGGGCUGGUACACUUCAAGCCCCUCGGAAGUUACCGAAGCCGACAUGAGGCUGCAACUCCAAUAUCAAGAGAACUUUGCCGACUACUGCGUCGCCUUGGUCUUUGGACGGGCUGCGAAUGCAAUGGAAACAAGGCAGACAGUAACGGCCUUCCGAACUUCCGUGUCUCGAGGAACGUUGGUCCUCGUGACCUUAAAGGUCGAAGUCGUGCCGCUGUGCAGCCUUGUCGCGCAGGAUUGCUUUUUGCAGCGUUGCCUUACGCCGACAGUGCGGGCAUUGCGCCAGGUGAUUACGGACAUGCAGCAAGCAAGGCAUCAGAAGACUGCCGGGCAUACAUUGAAGGACAACAAAAUGGACGUGGCCGCCGAGUUGCAGAUGCUAUGCGGGCAGUACGAAGGACUCUGUUUGAUGCUGGAGUCGAAGGUCCCUGUGCUGGCGGCCCUGCUCUGCGAUGCGCAGCACAACAGCCAGGUACUGGAAGAGAUUUUUGCGAAGAAAGCUCGAAGAAGCUCUCAGGAGGGCUCAGCUCGAACACCCUCAAGGCCCUCAAGGCCGGCGGCUGCUCCAGCCGGCAACCAUUCGGUAACUGCCCGUCCGUCUUUGACGCAGCAUCCUGAUACUGGAGGCGGUGACAGUGACAAGCAACAUCUUGCAACCCUUCGACGCCGGGUACCGGGAGCGUGCAUCAAAUGGGAAAUUCCCAGACUGGCAAUGGAGGCAACUUCAAGGAGGUCCGGGUGGUCCUUGCAGGGAUGCCUGCAGCAGGCGCCAAGUCGCUGGCGACACGCUUCACGAGCAACGUGUGGCUCGAGCGACCGCCUCCCGGAACAGGUUGGGAGCCUCUUGCUCGACCUUUCGAGAGAAUUCAGCUGCUGCUACUUCCUGUUGGGUCUUCCCAGGGCCUUUGGGAGCACAUCGCUGGAGCAGACGUGCUUGCCUUCGUGGUUGAUGCAGACAGCUUCGAUGAGGUGCCCUUCGGCAGCUCCUUCAACAAAGCCGUUGGCUACCUGCCCGAAGGCGCACCUGUCAUUCUUUUGGUGA
Symbiodinium sp. CCMP2592 is the source of this 1776-nucleotide messenger RNA. The record is from the annotation of a GenBank genome assembly. Lineage: Eukaryota; Dinophyceae; Suessiales; Symbiodiniaceae.